Messenger RNA from Frieseomelitta varia, 505 nucleotides. RefSeq lists its product as uncharacterized. Bases 57 to 464 code for a protein of 135 amino acids. NCBI's taxonomy places the organism in Eukaryota, Metazoa, Arthropoda, Insecta, Hymenoptera, Apidae. The transcript is spliced from 3 exons. The record is from RefSeq and is a predicted model, not a curated record.
UAGAAAUAACGAGAGAAAGCGAAAGCGAUUAACAUCUGACAGUUAACGUUUCAAACAUGUUUGCUCGACAGUUCGCGAGAUUUCUAAAUUCGAGUGACAAUGAAAUACGCCUGUUUACGAUUAUUAUACUGUCGGUUGGUUUGCUGAAUUUAUCGACGGCCGCACCAGACAGUGCAGGAAUCGUAGAAAUGGUGAAAGGACUGGCGUAUGGUGGCAUUCCCUACGGAAGCGUAACCGGAAUGGUAGCAAACUAUCCAGGAUUCACGAGGCAGCAAUUUAAUUACAAUCAGGCUCGACAAUUAAAUCGAUUUAGGAACGAAGUGCCGUUGGUUGUUAAUCCAAAUUUCAGGGCCACGAGAUUAGUGGACACGCAAUCAGAAUCUGUACAAAUUUACAAAGACCCUGGUGUUCUCGGCUCUAUCAAUUACAUAGAAUACUAUGCUCCGUUAGUUACAAAAAGUUAGUUACAAAAAGUUAGCAAUAAAAGGUACAGAAUCUCCAUCGA